Messenger RNA from Larimichthys crocea (large yellow croaker), 519 nucleotides. RefSeq names its product cilia and flagella associated protein 144 (gene cfap144). Bases 99 to 479 code for a protein of 126 amino acids. The record is from RefSeq and is a predicted model, not a curated record. Lineage: Eukaryota; Metazoa; Chordata; Actinopteri; Sciaenidae. Gene Ontology annotation, cellular component: ciliary base. The transcript is spliced from 4 exons.
UGUUGCCAGGUAACGAAAUCAGGUAUAAACUCCUUCACGUCACCUCCAGGCUCUUUAUUUCGCACGCUAACAUCUGUUUCUGGUGUUUUAAAAGGAUCAUGGCAGGAAACAAAAAAAUGGAUUUGGUUCAUCAAAACGCCAUUCACACUGAGACCAUCCUGAAAGAGCAAAGACACCAGAUCCUCCACACGGAGUUCAGCAUCAACCCACACAGGAAACUACACAUCCUGCCAGACAAACCCAUGUCGAGGAAAGCAACAGAAGUGAUUGUAGAAAACUCUGACUUCAUCAAGGCCUUCCACAAGGCCCGUGAGGAGCCCACCAAGAAAUAUACAAUGCCACAGACGGAGAGUCAGGAGAUAGGAUGGAUAUCAACACCACUGAUCCCAUCUGAUCGCAGCGACAGGAGACUCCAUUUCAACCGAUUCAGCUCGGACGUCACCAAGCACAAAGAAUCUGCUCUGCGUUCAUCAAAUUAGACAACGUGACAGAAAGAAUGCAAAUCCUCAGGAAUAUGUG